AUGGCUCUACCUGCCCCCGAAACCUUGGAUUUACUCUCUUGGUGCGAAGUUCAUGAUCAUAACCGGAACACCUAUACCCUCCUUGGACCUUACUUUGAUUACCAUGGACCUUUCCUGGAUCGUGGACCCCCCGUACUCCGCGAAGACUUCAAAAAGUUCUGUCGCCGCUAUCCCAUCGAAGAUGCCGUAGUCCACAAGUGCGCCACCGAACUCUAUACGCGACCAGAAAGUAAUCAUGGAAUAAAAAUGAACGACCAGGUUUUGUUUACCCUUGACUUCCGCGCCGAGCACAACCCACAGGUUGCGGAUUUUCUGAAGCAACUGACCCAACCGAGGUUCGAGUCGCUGUGGGUGGUGCGAGUACGAGCAAUCCCACAAAUAGAAGCCGGAGAUUUGUCACUGGAGGACGUGUUUGGAAAAUUUGUCGAGUAUGGCGAGAUGAAAUGCGCAGCUUCUGGGCCAUUUGAGACCUUUCUCACCGACCAAGAGGCUGUUGCGAGGGCAACCGAACUUAUUAACAAGGGUGAUUGCCCGGGGAAACGUGUUUUCCACUUGAAGCACAUCAACGGGUCACGAGUUGGAGGGAUCAUGGAUUUAACUACGGGUUUGGAAAGUCUGGUUGCUAUAACGCAGUUGAUAGUGGGCGGACAGCAUGCGUUGUGGUAG
Molecule: messenger RNA, 666 nt
Organism: Cucurbitaria berberidis CBS 394.84
Lineage: Eukaryota; Fungi; Ascomycota; Dothideomycetes; Pleosporales; Cucurbitariaceae
Exons: 1
Coding region: 1-666 (221 amino acids)
Source: RefSeq, a predicted model, not a curated record